AUGAAUCUCUACAUUCGGUUCAGUCAGUCGAUCGUCAGCCGCGCGCGAGUGAACACAUCCUGAACUGGAGAUCGCUCCUCUGGGACUUCCUAUAACAGAUCAUUCUCGAUCCUCAUAUAGAAUCUAUAAAAAGAAACGUUGAGAAUUAUAUAUAAUUAUUAUGGUAAAAAGUGGCUUUUGAAAUUGCGGAACCUCCAAGCAGAGCGUUAUCAGUGCUCGGGACAACGUAUGCUUCCUAGUUUCAGUUCCAGUGAUAGUGAAUUGGGAGCGUGAAUUUUACAAAUAAUUGGUUGUAAUAACAAAGUUGUCGAAGAAAAAGUGUGCCAUCCGUCUGUCUAUCUAUCUGGGAGGCAAGUGCAAGAAGCGUAAACUCUGCAUAUCAAAGGGAGCGUGCGCCGAAUGCGAUAAGAAGUGAAAACGGGAAACGGAGAUAAUUUUGGAACAUCUCAGCAAGGAAGAAACAUGCAGCAGCGAAUCGUUCUCGGUGCAUUCUGCUUACUCACUUUCUUUGGGCUCAUCUACUUAAGCCGAGCAUGCGAACUUGACCAAACGCAACACGGUUGCCGGAUAGACAACGGUCAGUGCUCCUGCGCCUACGGAUGCAAAUCGGAGUUCCGGUACGCUACCCGCAAGGAAUGUCAAGAUGCUUUGAAGGGUCGAUCGAACGAUAUUUGUAGCAGGCAACCCUGCCAAAAUGGAGGAUCUUGUACCCAGGUCAGCACCAUGCCACAGUACAAAUGCCGCUGUGAGGGAACCGGAUACUGGGGCAAUCGUUGCCAGCGAUUGUGUCCCAAGCCUGAGCAAGUUACCGCCGGUGCUAAGUUCCCGCAUGAAUGUGUAGUGAUCUAAGACCAAGGUUCACCGAGCAUUCACCCCAUUGGCCGCCACAAUCUCGACAACAGAAAAAAGAAGAAAUCUCACCUGUAACAGUGUACAAAACCAAACAGUAAAUUUGUGUAAUUUUCUGUUUUCGAGUGCUUCUACUUUCCAAACAAAUCUGAUUCAAGCUAACCAACGCUAACAGCUGGGUCCAUGAUGAGCCAUGAACCGAACCGGAGGUUCGAAACCGCUUCUCGGUAGUUCGUAGAAACAAAACGUAUGAGGACUGCUGAUAAGCGAGCCUUUUAUCAAUCCCUUCUCUAACAUACGUACAUAAGUCAGACGCGUACAACUCAUAAUACAUAUUAUAUUGCAACAGUUUAAACAUUGUUUUUUUUUCUCCUCUACAACUAAUCAGCUGUAAGGCUUAAGAUAGUGAACGUACUUUAAGUGUAUUGAAAUGUAGACAGGGAAGCAGAGAAAAAUGUAAAUAAAAGCAUGUCAUAAUUAUU
Aedes aegypti (yellow fever mosquito) is the source of this 1331-nucleotide messenger RNA. Its product is annotated as neurogenic locus notch homolog protein 2. NCBI's taxonomy places the organism in Eukaryota, Metazoa, Arthropoda, Insecta, Diptera, Culicidae. The transcript is spliced from 4 exons. The record is from RefSeq and is a predicted model, not a curated record. Bases 463 to 849 code for a protein of 128 amino acids.